AAAGCUCCACCCCGCUGCCUUGUCUCUUCCGGAUAAGGCCAUAUCAGCACGUUUUAUUUAUUGUGGACUGUAUAUUUUUAUCUUGCGUGUCCAGUGAUAAGUUAUAUUUUGUAGCAGCGACGCUUUAACUCGGUUGUACAGUUUUCAGAUUAAUGUAGCUCGUAAAGUGUCGUCUUUAACCGAACGGAGCAGCAGCAUCCAGUCAUGGAGGAGCUGGAGACCCCAGAGGAGCUGCUGGUGAAGCAGCACCGCAAGGAGAAGAAGGAUCUGCAGGCUAAAAUCCAGAGCAUGAAAAAUGCCAUCCCCAAAAAUGACAAGAAGAGGAGGAAACAGCUGACAGGGGAGAUCGCCAGACUAGAGGCCGACCUCAGUCAGAAGCACGAGGAAGAAGUCAGGCAGCUCAAAUCUACAACUGACACAAAGGUGGAGGAGGUGGUAAAUGGAGUGGAGUCCAUACAAGUGGAAGGCGAAGAACAAGAAGAUGCCAAACAGCCACGAGUAACCAAGGCUCAGAAAAGAAGGGACAAGAAGGCGGCCCAGGAGAAGGAGAGAGAGAGCAGAAUAGCAGAGGCCGAGGUGCAGAACCUGCAGGGCGUCAGGCACCAGGAGGGAUUGAAACUGGCCCAGAAACUGGCCCAGCAAAAGCUUCAGAUCAAGGAGAUCUCUUCUGAUGGCCACUGCAUGUACCGAGCCAUUGAAGAUCAGCUGGCACAGCGAUCACAGCCUGGGUUAACCAUGAGUGUGAAGGAGCUCCGGUCUCGCACUGCUGAGCACAUGAGAAGCCAUGCUGAUGACUUCCUGCCUUUUCUCACCAACCCCAACACUGGUGACAUGUACACAACAGAUGAGUUUGAGAAAUACUGCAGUGAUGUGGAGCACACAGCAGCCUGGGGUGGACAACUGGAACUGCGAGCUUUGACCCAAGUUCUGCGUUUGCCAAUAGAAGUGAUCCAGGCAGACUCCCCUGCUAUAAAAAUUGGAGAGGAAUAUGACAGUGAACCCAUCACUCUUGUCUACAUGCGUCAUGCUUAUGGUCUGGGAGAGCACUACAACACCGUGGAGCAACUGAAGGACCCAGCCAAUGGGGAGGAGAGCUGAGAGGCAGCUCAAUCUUAGCGUGACAGAAACUAAUGUGUGCGAUGCAUGGAGCGUCCAACACUGAGGACCCUUAAAUACUGACAUAUUUGGAGGGUGACACUGUUAAGUGAAGUUUAACAGAGAAUAUUGCUGUUUUCAGAAUGGCUUUAGUGGUGCUUUUCUGUUUCAAAGUCAGAAUAAAUGAGAGUGAAGUCUAAUAGAAUUCCUCUCUUCUGAAAGCAGUGUCAUUGUGCUAAUGAGAAAUAGCAUAGAAAGGUAAUUGAUGUGUUAAUGAUUUUACAUUGGACACUCUCGGCCUAUUCUAAUGACCCCUAAGGUUCUCCAGUAGCCCAUUGUAGGACACAGGUGUAAUGCAUUCUUUUUAAAGAAUUCCAAAUGGGUGAGAGAGGACGUAUAACCCGUUGGUGCUGCAUGCCACCCAACCAAAUGUCAGCAGUCACCGAGUGCUUGCUGAUUUUUUUUGCAGUGUUCUUGGAAUUAUUUGAACUUGUAAGUGAUAUCAGUGUUACAUAAAUGCAUACAAUACCAGUAA
Messenger RNA from Amphiprion ocellaris (clown anemonefish), 1630 nucleotides. RefSeq names its product OTU deubiquitinase 6B (gene otud6b). Gene Ontology annotation, molecular function: cysteine-type deubiquitinase activity. The transcript is spliced from 8 exons. The record is from RefSeq and is a predicted model, not a curated record. Gene Ontology annotation, biological process: protein deubiquitination. Lineage: Eukaryota; Metazoa; Chordata; Actinopteri; Pomacentridae. The coding region runs from base 205 to 1098 and encodes 297 amino acids.